AUGCAAAAUAAAAUAUUCUUACAACUCCCAACAAUUUCAUAAAACUAUUUUUAAUUACAAUCCAAAUUCUUAAACAAAAACAACAAUCAAAUUGAAUUGCUCUGUUAUGAAAAUCAAUUAUAUAGGAAGUCGUAAAAAUCCCUUAAAUUUACAAUUUUGAACAGCACUCUUAGAUUCUCAAUCAAACAUGAACAGGCUUCCAUCAUCUUAAGAUUAGAGAAAGAUGAAUGCAAUUUUAAAGAAUAUGUAUUUCUUGAUAAAGCUGAUCCUUGGGAAAAGAAAUUAAAAUCUAAAAUACCUUAAUUGGAUUAUCAAACAUAUUAUGAAUUGGAAAAGUUAGUUGGAAAUGGUAGUUUUGCUUCUGUGUACAUAGCUAAGAAGAAAUCAGAUGGGUCCAAAGUUGCGAUUAAGGCAUUUCUUAAGAAAAUGUUAAUAUAAAAUAAUCCUAAUUCAUGGAGAUUAACCAUAGAAAAUGAGAUAAAGGUCAUGAAGUGUUUAGAUCACCCAAGCCUCUUAAAGUUUUAUGAUCACUUUGAAAAUAGAGCUUAAUCCUAUAUUGUUAUGAGUUUGGCAAGGGGAGGAACCCUAGAAUAAGGAUUAAAAAAAUUAGAAGAGCCUUUGCCGUUUUUAAGUGUUAAAGUUAUUUUUAGAUAAAUCGUAGAUGCAAUUAAAUAUCUACAUGAACGAGGAUUUAUGCAUAGAGAUUUAAAGCCAAGCAAUAUUUUGUUAAAGAAACCAAUGUCAUUGAAGCAGUUUUCACUUGUAGCCUAAUAAGAUCCAAAUAUAGUUGUUAGUGAUUUUGGGGUGAGUUCAGAAAUAAAAGACGAUAUGGACAUUGGAAAUUAUUGUGGUUCUAUUGGAUUCAUGGCACCUGAAAUAAUUAGUUGUGAAGAUGAUAAGAACUUUACCUAUAAUGAAAAAUGUGACAUCUUUAGUCUUGGUUGCAUUUUCUAUAGAUUAAUCACUAAUAAACCUUUGUUUAAUGCAUAAAAUUAGAUAGCUUUGAAAUAGUUGAACAAGGAAUGUCAUUUUGAUUGGAUCAAAAUUAGCGAAGAGUUGUAUAAUAGUAAAUAGUUGACACAAUUAUUGAUGAAGAUGUUGUCUGUAGAUCCAACCAAAAGGCCUUCUUGUUCAGAUAUUCUCAAGGCCAAGAUUUUAGAAGUAGAAUAUGAUAAUGAGGGAUGUCCCUUAUUUAUCAAUUACAAGAAGCCAAAAUCUUAAUCUAUUUAAUAAGCUAAAACCUCGAGACCUUCAAUUAAAUCGAUAAGUAACAACCGAUUACCGUUUGUAUCUCCUAAUCUUUAUUACAACAUCCAAAACAACAGUAAACCUUCAAAUGUAAGAUCGGGUAAUCUUCUAUUACCUCCUAUCAAUAAGAAAUUGCAAACAGAAUAAUGUUAAUAUUGA
Molecule: messenger RNA, 1407 nt
Organism: Paramecium tetraurelia
Lineage: Eukaryota; Ciliophora; Oligohymenophorea; Peniculida; Parameciidae
Exons: 4
Biological process (GO): protein phosphorylation; mitotic DNA damage checkpoint signaling
Cellular component (GO): cytoplasm; nucleus
Molecular function (GO): protein serine/threonine kinase activity; ATP binding
Source: RefSeq, a predicted model, not a curated record